AUGUCCAAAGCAGCCACAACCACUUACACAGUUGAACUUCCGAGCGAUGCCGAGAAUGCAUCACGAUCCACAGCAAGAGCUUCUUUCCAAGUGGACGACUCUCCCCCCUCUGAAGAUGGUCAGGCCCAAGGGCUCACCAAGUCGGUUCUUCUGAAGCUCGCCAGCGCUGCUUUCUCUUUUUUUGUGUCCGGUGUCAACGACGGUAGCAUCGGUGCCUUGAUACCACACAUCAUCCGCGACUAUGGUGUAACCACUGCCAUUGUGUCUGCCCUGUAUACAGGCAUCGUGUUGACACAGACAAGAUAUGCGGCGAGUUUCGUGGGCUGGUUAUCUGCCGCCUUGUCCAACACACAUCUCAAUCAUCGCCUUGAUCUUGGAGCUAUGAUGGUUUUAGGCGCUGCCUUCCAAGUCGUCGCCCAUGCACUGAGAGCAUGGCCCACGCCGCCGUUUGGCUUGUUCAUCACCACCUUCUGGUUUGCCAGCAUCGGACAGGCUUUCCAGGACACACAGGCAAACACCUACGUCGCCACGGAGAAGGGUCUGACUGUUCACCGCUGGCUUGGUUUUAUCCAUGCCAUGUACAUGGCAGGAUGUCUCGUUGCGCCAUUCGCUGCCUCCCCCAUCGCGUCAUCGCCUUCCGGAGACGGAUCUUCGCAGUGGUACUUGUUUUACACCGUACCUCUGGGCUUGGGUGUCGCUAACUUGGCACUGGCCAUGGUGGCAUUUCGGGAUACAUUCCGCCUUCGACCCCGUGUGCGUGCUCUUGAUCCCGGUACUGUGGCACCCGAGAAAAGCGCUUCGGCCCUCAUCAAAGAGACCCUCACGACGCGAAGCGUUUGGGUAAUCAGUCUGUUUUUCUUCUUCCAUCUCGGGGUUUGCGUCACCGCUGGUGGAUGGGUUGUGGAAUAUCUCGUGGAUGUCCGCGAUGGCGACUUGAGGCAGAUGGGAUACGUUCCAGCUGGGUUCAGCGGCGGUUGUCUCUUGGGUCGCCUCCUUCUGCCCGAUCCAACACACAAAUUCGGCGAGCGGCGGAUGAUAUUCAUAUACUGCCUGUUCUGUCUAGCGUUUCAGCUGGUAUUCUGGCUUGUUCCCAACAUCAUUGCUGCCUCGGUCGCCAUCAGCUUCUUGGGGUUCUUUCUCGGGCCAUUCUUUGCGACUGCCCUUGGGGUGGGCACGCGGCUCUUCCCUCCCGACAUCAGAUCUACAGCACUGCCCUUCCUCUUCGUCUUUGCCCAACUUGGUGGUUCUCUGUUCCCGAUCGUCACCGGCAUACUGGGCGCCCACGUUGGAGUCUCGGUAUUGCAGCCUGUCCUUGCGGGCCUGAUAUCGGCCUCGGCAAUCGUUUGGCUAUUUGUUCCUCAGCCUCAGACGAAGCGAGAGUAG
Podospora anserina S mat+ is the source of this 1383-nucleotide messenger RNA. RefSeq lists its product as uncharacterized. The record is from RefSeq and is a predicted model, not a curated record. Gene Ontology annotation, biological process: transmembrane transport. Lineage: Eukaryota; Fungi; Ascomycota; Sordariomycetes; Sordariales; Podosporaceae. The transcript is spliced from 4 exons. Gene Ontology annotation, cellular component: membrane. The coding region runs from base 1 to 1383 and encodes 460 amino acids. Gene Ontology annotation, molecular function: transmembrane transporter activity.